AUGGACAGUCUUUAUAUGAAAGGAGAGCUUUUGCAAGUUCACACUAAAAAUUAUGAAGUAAUUGAGGGUAGAUUUUAUGGCAUGGAUAGUGACAAGUCCAAAAUAUCCUUAUACAAUGUGAAAGAACUAACACAAAAUGAACCCACUGAAGGAGUUUGUCAUUACUAUAACUCAGAGAUACGGAACAUUAUCAAGCUUCAAGAGACUGAUGAACAAAAACAUUUGAAGAUAUCUCAGAAAGAUUGUGAAGAAAUAAUUAAGGUAUCAAAAAAAUAUAUCUUCAUAAAUCAAGUGGAUAAUACUUUUCAUGAAGCGAUCAAAGAUUUAAAUGAGUAUAAUUAUAUUGCUCUUAGUACUGACGGUGCAAGCAUGGGAAGAAAAUCUAAAAUGCCUUUUAUUGUUUUGUCUACACCUCAACAAAUUUAUAUUUUUGAUACUGAAGUGAUGCAGUACCAUGCCUUUGAUGCUGGUCUGAGACAGCUGCUUGAGAGUGAUGCUCCUAAAAAGAUUGUUCAUGACUGCAGGAAAAUAGCAGAUUGUCUAUAUCAUAAGCAUAAUGUUAAACUUAAACAUAUAUUUGACACCCAAGUAGGAGAUUUGAUAAUCACGAAAAAUAAAAAAGGAUGUCUACCCAGUGAAGUAAAGACUUUAUCUCAAUGUAUGAAUUCUUACAUUGGUCUAAAAAUUAAUACUGAUGAAGUAAAGCUGGAUAUAGUAGAAUGUACUAAACGUCCAUUGCCAGUGAAAAUCAAGGAGACUCUAGCUAAGAACAUAGCUUUUCUGCACCGUCUUUCAGAAAUCAUCAAUGAUGAAAUGUCUCUGCCAUUUGUCCGUGGUGUAGAGUGUUUUGUAGAGAGCCUCCGAUCCUGUGACGACUUCAAAGCUUGGGAACUGUCAAGUGGAAAAGACCAUCAGAUACCAAAGGACUUCAAAAGUGCAAUUGAGUAUUAAAUUUACUGAUGUGACACAUUCCACAUAAUAAAUUGUAGACAUAGGCCCAUU
This is a messenger RNA of Plodia interpunctella (Indianmeal moth), 1002 nucleotides long. RefSeq lists its product as uncharacterized. NCBI's taxonomy places the organism in Eukaryota, Metazoa, Arthropoda, Insecta, Lepidoptera, Pyralidae. The record is from RefSeq and is a predicted model, not a curated record. Gene Ontology annotation, biological process: piRNA processing. The transcript has 3 exons. Bases 1 to 951 code for a protein of 316 amino acids. Gene Ontology annotation, molecular function: 3'-5' exonuclease activity; nucleic acid binding. Gene Ontology annotation, cellular component: PET complex.